Molecule: messenger RNA, 462 nt
Organism: Aspergillus puulaauensis
Lineage: Eukaryota; Fungi; Ascomycota; Eurotiomycetes; Eurotiales; Aspergillaceae
Exons: 1
Coding region: 1-462 (153 amino acids)
Source: RefSeq, a predicted model, not a curated record
AUGCCUGCUACACAUGGAAGAGUUAAGAACGGCCCAUAUGGCGGAAUGGGAGGCCAAUACUACGAUGCAGAACAUGGGGAACAUAAAAUCCACAAGGUUAACGCCUGGGGACGGAGCUACGCCGGCUACGAUGUUCUGAACGGCUUCCAGUUCACCUACGACGACGGCUACCAGGGCCCGCUUGUCGGCCACCAGAACUCCAACAAUCAUAAAGAGUUUACCUUCAAGGAUGGCGAAAAGAUAGAUUCCAUGACUGUCUAUGCUGGUGACAACGAAGGCUUUGUCAACGGCUUCGACUUCCAUACCAACUACAAUAAUAACUAUUCGAUUGGUGGAAAGGAGGGUAAGCACAACCGUCUCCCGAGCAUUGGAACUGGUGAAUGGAUUGGAGCUGAGGGCAGGGACCCCAUUCAUGGCGCCGCCGAUGUUGUGGAUAAUAUCGACAUUUGGUUCAAGGCUUGA